UGCAGUGGCGUGCUUGUCAGGUUUCAACAUUAGCACUGUAUGAUUUAUUUUGGGGGCAGGAUGCAAAACUAGCACAGCCUCUAACUUCCCUCGUUCUAGUGGUGACUGCAGAAGACCAAGUCCAGUCUGCUCCUGUAAGGCUGUAUCUUCAUUAUGAUGGCAAACAUCACAUCUCCCAACAUGAGCCUCACCAGCACAACCAGCAGCGGCCUUGGAACUGGCAAUAUCAUUGGUAUCACCAUACUGGUUGUGGCCUUCGUGUUUGGCUUCCCCGGCAACCUAUUUGUAGUAUGGACAAUUAUUUUCCGCAUUACUCGCCGUUCAGUCACCUGCCUGAUGGUUCUGAACCUGUCAAUAGCUGAUGCUCUGCUGCUUCUCACUGCUCCCCUUUUUUUGCGAUUUUUGGCAGCUGGCACUUGGGAGUUUGGACCAGUUGUCUGCAAGUUGAUCCAUUACCUUGGUUGUGUCAAUAUGUACGCUUCAAUUUUCCUCAUUUGUAUCAUGAGCCUGGACCGUUAUGUAGCUGUGAACUGGCCUUUAAUCUCACAACAACUCCGAACAAAGAAGUCUAUGAUGAAAAUACUGCUGGGCCUUUGGAGUUUGGCUUUUCUCUUUGCCAUACCCAUGCUAUUUUAUCGCAAGGAUCUUCAGCCAUACCUACACAAAGGCCUUACUAUUUAUAUUUGCAUGCCUUAUCACCCUUCCAGCAAUCACAAAAUCUUCCAGUAUCUGAUGGAGUCCAUUUCUGCCUUUUUCUUACCUUUCAUCCUCAUUGUAUUUUGCUAUACUAAUGUAGGCCGCAAACUACAAGACGCCAGAUUUAAGAAGAAACAGAGGACAAGCAGACUGAUUCUGAUCAUUGUUGUGGCUUUCACAGUUUUCUGGCUGCCCUACCACAUUGUCAACAUGAUGCAAGUAUCGGGAAUUUUGAACAACUCAACAAGGAUUUUGAAAGCCGCUGAGACUAUGAAGCCUAACGUGACAGCCUUUGCUUUCUUAAGCAGCAGCAUUAAUCCAAUCCUCUACGUCUUUGCUGGGAGCUCCUUUAUUCGCUCUGCUGGUGUGAACUUCAUGGCGAAAUUGUUUGUGGCCAGUAAUUCUGAUGGAUCAUCACGGGGUUUUUCACGCGCAACCAAGAUCAGCCGCAAUGACUCAGUUGAAAUGACCAAGAUACCAGAUACUAAUUCAAUCAAAGACAAGACUUGUGGAAAACCCAUGCUCUCCUAAUGUCUUCAGCAACCUCUUUCAGGCAAGUUUAUCUUUUAGGCACAUGUAGGGCAUGAACAACAGAGCUGAGAAAGAGACUGAACCUGAUGCUGCAUUAUAGAACUAGCUGUGCUACCUGCCUGAGUCAAGUUGAAACCUAAGUAAUCAACUUAUGUAGCCCUCAUUGUUAAUGUUUUCAGGACACCAUGUAAUGCAUAUUUCUCUAUUAUAUGUCAUUUAGUAUAGGAGUAGCAAAAUACCCGUGCUUCACAGCGGAGAAGUAAUGUAUUAAA
This is a messenger RNA of Polypterus senegalus (gray bichir), 1499 nucleotides long. Its product is annotated as leukotriene B4 receptor 1-like. Gene Ontology annotation, cellular component: plasma membrane. NCBI's taxonomy places the organism in Eukaryota, Metazoa, Chordata, Cladistia, Polypteriformes, Polypteridae. Gene Ontology annotation, biological process: inflammatory response; complement receptor mediated signaling pathway; positive regulation of cytosolic calcium ion concentration. The transcript is spliced from 3 exons. The record is from RefSeq and is a predicted model, not a curated record. Gene Ontology annotation, molecular function: complement receptor activity; leukotriene receptor activity. Bases 154 to 1227 code for a protein of 357 amino acids.